CCCUUGGUCCGGGUCCUUGGACUUGUCCCUCAAGAUUCCAGGGCCUUGGUUUACUCAGCAGUGGGACAGGCUGCUAGGGAAACCCACUCACUGGGGACAUAGAAGGGGUUGUUCACGCAAGCAACCAGCCCCCCACCUCUUCCCUACCUCAGGCACCACCUCAGGGGCAGUAAAAAUUCACAUUGCCACGUUUCUAAAUGAAACAAUUUAAAAUUAUAUUUGCUUUAUAAUUUUAGUGGAAAAUGCAUAUUCUUUCAAUCUAGGUCACCUAUGUAGUUGAACAGAAGAACAUCAACGAGAAAAUGACCCCUACUUUCUAGCCACCGAAACGUCAAUUCUGGGAGUUUCUGCCUGCAUCUUCAUACCCCUGGAACCUGAGCUCCUCCGGUUCCAUCUCUGAUGUGGAGGAAAAUGCACUUCCUGAAAAGUUUCUGGGUUUCACUCCUCCCAUGUACUGUGAGACUUGGGGCAGUUUCUCCCUCUCUGAACCUCUGGCUCUUCAUCCGUGGAAUAGGGAUGAGGAUUCCAGCCUCGCAAUGUUGCUGUCAGAUGGCAGAUGAGGGAAUAGCCUGGCCGGAGAGGGGCCCUCCUGCCUUUGCCUCUGCUUGGAAGGCAGCUGACAGGGGCCUGCCCACAGGGAGGGUGUGGCCCGGGCAAGGCCUCCUGCUUGUCCCUCCUCCAAGUUGGCCUUGGUGACAAUGCAGGGAACCCGUGCUGAGCUCUCUGCACACAGCCCCAGUCGGGGAGCAGGAAACCGAAGACAUGAACAAGGUCUUCCCCCAGGAGCCCAAGCUUGUAUAACACUGACAAACAGGACAGGCUUCUUGUGCCAUGACCAGAGGAGCUGCAUUCCAGCCAGUGGGGUCUGUGAUGGCAUUCGCACCUGUACCCACGGCGAGGACGAGGAUGAGAGCUUGUGCCGAGAUGUGCCCCAGAGCCUCCCCCACUUCCUUGUGGCCCACUGUGGAGACCCGGCCUCCUGGAUCUACUCAGACCAAAAAUGUGAUGGCACUAACAACUGCGGGGACUGUUCAGAUGAACUGAGCCCAGUAACUGUGUGCCCACCCUGCGGCCCUGGGUGGUGGCGCUGUCCUUCAACCUUCUUCAAGUACUGCGACUGUAUCCCAAGACAUCUCUGCCGCGACCAUGUACAGCACUGCUCCGACUGGUCUGAUGAGUAUGCCUGUCCCGGACCCUGAGUGGGUCACUCAGGCCAGCAUGGAAGGCUGGCUGGAAUGGCACUGAUAACCCUUCACAUGAAAAUCAAAUCCUAGCGCACAAGGGCAGGAAGCAGCCUUUGAAAUGGGAUCUACACAUCAUUUCUGAAUAGGAAUUUUCUCUCCUGCUUUGAAGUUGUUCAGCCUCUGCUUGAAUGCUUCCAAUGACCAGGAGCUCAUUACCAUGUUAGGUGGCUUCUAACAAAGAUGAGGUGGUGAAACCCCAUCUCUACCAAAAAUACAAAAGUUAGCCAGGCAUGGUGGCACACACCUAUAGUCCCAGCUACUAGGGAGGCUGAGGUGGGAGGAUUGUGGGAACCCAGGAGGUCAAGGCUGCAGUGAGCUGUGACCACACCACUGCACUCCAGCCUGAGCGACAGAGUGAGAUCCUGUCUCAAAAAAAAUGAAACAAAACACAAACACAAAGACAAAGGGAAUCUGCUUCCAUGAUUUCACACCUGUCUCUGGGGCCACACAGAGGAAAUCUGCUAACUGCUCCAAGGCAUACUUGUGGAUCCUAAUCUCGUCAUCCCUUAGAGUGAUGAUACGUCUGGGGCUUAAAUGACAAGUCGAGUUUAGCUUUCAUGGAUGGCACAUACGUGAAACAUAUGCCACUUCCUACCCCUUUGGUACCUAAGGCAGAUAUACUGGGCUUGGAUGCAACCUUAGCAUCUUCCCCAGUUCAGUUAACCCAGCAGGCUCUACUGAUUUAACCACGUGACAGAGCACAUGAAACAGGAUAUCUGGCAUCCUACCAGUGGGAAGCCACCCCAGGAAGCUCUGAGCUGUAGAAUAGAAGAUCUGGAGAAAGAGCAGCUUGAAGGGCUCCUCACCAGUCUUCUGUCUGUCCACCCUGCUCUCCACCCCAGCACUCCCCACCCUCCACUCUAUGCCCAGCUGCCCGCCUAAACAGCCCAGUUUUCUGGAAGUAGGGACUAUAUUUUGAUCCUGGAGCCUGAAUGAGCUGCUUCUGUGCUUAUCUUUCCAGCUUCACACCACCCAGGCAGGCAAGGAUGAAUAUUUCCAUUAGAUGGAUGAGAAAACUGAGGCCCAGAGAGGGUAACGACUUGUCCAGAAUCAUACAGCAAAGUCAGUGCUGGAACUGGAACCCAAACACAGUCUGUGGCACCCCAGCCCAGAAGCCUUUCCAGCUACCAGUGUGAUCAUACCUUGGCCAGGGCAGUCUCUGCGGGGUAUUUUAAAAGUGAGCUUGUCAGGUGCAGUGGCUCAUGCCUAUGAUCCCAGCACUUUGGGACACUGAGGUGGAAGUGUCCCACUUGAGCCCAGGAGUUCGAGACCAGCCUGGGCAACAUAGGGAGAACCUGUCUCUACAAAAAAUAGGAAAAAAAUAGCUGGGCGGGGUGGUGCAUGCUUGUAGUCCCAGCUACUCAGAAAGCUAAGAUGGGAGGAUCGUUUGAGCCUGGGAGAUUGAGGCUGCAAUGAGGCAUGAUCAUGCCACUGCACUCCAGCCUGGGCAACAAACCCUGUCUCAAAAAAUUUCUUUUUAAUAAAAAUAAAACAUGAGAUUGAGGGUCAGCAAGUGUGAGACCCAUAUUCUGAAAGAGAGACUUGGGAUCUGCCUGAUGGGAGGGCUCCUGUCGAGGGAGACAGACAUAUCCCCACUGAAAAAUUAAUAAAAUUGGUUUUACAUAUCAGUUUUCUGAGUUUUGAAAACUGAAAAUGGCAGCCAUAAGAAGGAAUGAGAUCAUGUCCUUUGCAGGGACAUGGAUGAAGCUGGAAGCCAUCAUUCUCAGCAAACUAACACAGGAACAGAAAACCAAACACUGCAUGUUCUCACUCAUAAGUGUGAGUUGAACAAUGAGAACACA
Pan troglodytes (chimpanzee) is the source of this 3046-nucleotide messenger RNA. RefSeq names its product low density lipoprotein receptor class A domain containing 1 (gene LDLRAD1). Gene Ontology annotation, molecular function: protein binding. Bases 699 to 1199 code for a protein of 166 amino acids. The transcript has 4 exons. Lineage: Eukaryota; Metazoa; Chordata; Mammalia; Primates; Hominidae. The record is from RefSeq and is a predicted model, not a curated record. Gene Ontology annotation, cellular component: plasma membrane.